Molecule: messenger RNA, 1643 nt
Organism: Pseudoliparis swirei
Lineage: Eukaryota; Metazoa; Chordata; Actinopteri; Perciformes; Liparidae
Gene: cd247l
Product: CD247 antigen like
Exons: 7
Coding region: 207-548 (113 amino acids)
Biological process (GO): cell surface receptor signaling pathway
Cellular component (GO): Fc-epsilon receptor I complex
Molecular function (GO): IgE receptor activity
Source: RefSeq, a predicted model, not a curated record
UAAAUGAACAAGACUUCGUCGCUUCGACUCCACGUGGCUGUUGGAGGUUGUUUCGGUGCUUUGAAGUUCACACAGCCAACCACUCAGACGGUUCAGCCACUUCCUCUCAUCACAGAAGAAUAAGAGUGCAGCAACCAGGGGAGAAAGAGAGAAAGAAAAGUGUGUUUCCACAGAGCGGCCUGAAAGAGAGACGCGGGGGGAGAGUCAUGGACGCCGCCUCUGAUGAGACUUUUUUCAGCGAUCCGGUCAUCUGCUACUUCCUGGACUCGAUCCUGAUUGUUUACUGCAUCGUUGCCACGUUGCUCUUCUUCAGAGAAAAGUUUUCCCACAUUCCUAUUGCAGAGCCUGAAGAUAACGAUUGCCUUUACCAGGAGCUCCAGAAGCUAAAGGAUGCUGAUCUUUACCAGGUGCUUGAACACCCCAAAAGAAAAAAAAAAGCUGCCAAGAAAAAGAAAUCGGGGUCGGCCCCAGCUGAGGAGAGGGAUCCAGACCCCUCUGAGACCCUGAUGCCCGGAGGCUCUGCUCCUCCUCCUCUGCCUCCGACCUGAAGUCCAUGUUCCAGUGUCGCCGCUUUAACAUUUGGCUGAAUAAAUGAUCCAAAUAGGGAAAGUAUGUCGAUGACUCAUUGUCAUAAUUCAUCAAGCAAAAAUUAAACUCUGGAACCAAACUUCUCAAAAAUUGCCUUUUUUUCUCUGUUGUGAUAAGUGAAUUCAAAGAGCUUAACUGUGCAUAUAAAGGGCCUCCCCGCCAUGUUUUAUAACAAUAUAUAAAUAUAAUUACUGUAAACUCUUGCUAACGCUAACAAUGCAUACAGACGUGUAGCAGCUAUUGUUCUACGGGUUUUUUGGCCUAUCGGCUCGCUAAUAUUUACAGGAGAAACUAAAUAAAUUAAAAUGUGUCCCUCCCGGUUGCACCACAUGACCUCUGACCUCUCCAGUAUGCUCCAGUUCUGUAACUGAAUGUCAAUAAAAGUCAAAGCUCAUGUCAAAACACUUGGAAAAUGUUUUAAUGAUGUUUACAACAAAAGAGAACUGUACAGUUACAGUAAAAGAUUAUUUGUAUAUGUGUAUAAAAACAAAACCAACAAAAAUACAGCAGACAAAUGCAUCAAAAUCUACUAUGUAUCCUGAUUCACAUACUUAAAACUCCUACACGACCUCUCAGUUCUACACUGGAGGCAGUUUCUUUGUUUAUUUUUCGUCCAAUGAGAGCACAGCUCAGCGAUUUGUCCCCGAUGGAAACCAGGACCCUCGACGCUGAGAGUCCCGGAGAGACCGUCAUCACGAGACUGCAGAAUAACAAAAAGGGAAAUAAAAAUCGGGGACACAUUCCUCUAGAUGAGCCCAAGCUGUUCACGCGUGUAGUAAAUGUUUUACACAAUGCAGUUCUUGACAUACAUGAGACGAAAUAUGUACAUGGCGGUUCCUUUUUCUUUUCUCUUUCUCAUUUUUCCUUGUUUGAAAGCCAUAUGGUCACUUAGGCUGUGAACUGAUAAUCUCUCUCACACACACACACACACACGACAAAUCCCAAAACAUACAAAAAUACUAUAUCUUUAACCUACCAAGAGUAAGACAAUUCUGCAAUUAGUUCCAUGCUGCGACAGACAAAAAAGAGGUUACAACAAACAAACGAGAAACAGA